CACGGGCCCGCGCCCGCCCUUUCCCGAGCUCCGCCGCGCGAGACUUCACGCCUCCUCUGCGAGGAGCCGAGGGGCGUCGCUAUGCAAAUCAGGGGGCGGGGCUAUGCAAACCUCCCCGGGCUCUCGCGGCGGGAAGCGGCGGCAGGGUCUCUUUUCCCAGCGUUCCUGUGCAUUCCCAAGAUGCAGGCAGACUCGCUCCUUCACAGUGGCUACUUCCACCCUGUGCUGCGCUCGUGGCAGUGCACAGCCACCACCUUCAAUGCUUCCAACCUUAUCUACCCCAUCUUUGUCACAGUGCUCGUGUUCUGUCCCAUCCUCCCUCUGCAGUGACAGCCCUGAUGCGGUGGAGCCGAUUGCCAGCCUCCCUGGACAGGCCAGGUAUGGAGUCAACAAGCUGGAGGAGAUGCUGCAACCCCUUGUUGAGGACGGUCUGAAGUGUGUGCUCAUCUUCGGGGUGCCCAGCAAGGUCCCUAAGGAUGAGAGAGGCUCUGCUGCAGAUGCAGAAGACACGCCUGCCAUCCAGGCCAUCAGGAAGAUCUGUUCCACCUUCCCAGAGCUGCUUAUUGCCUGUGAUGUCUGCUUGUGCCCUUACACCUCCCAUGGGCACUGCGGCAUCCUGCGGGAAGAUGGCACCAUCCAGAAUGAGGCCAGUUGCCAGCGGCUAGCAGAAGUGGCACUGGCUUAUGCCCAAGCAGGCUGCCACAUCGUUGCCCCCUCGGAUAUGAUGGAUGGGCGCAUUGCAGCCAUUAAGAAGGCUCUGAUCUCCAACGACAUGGGCAACAAGGUUUCAGUGAUGAGCUACAGUGCCAAGUUUGCUUCCUGCUUCUACGGGCCCUUCAGGGAUGCUGCACAAUCCAAACCUGCCUUUGGAGAUCGGCGCUGCUACCAGCUGCCCCCAGGUGCCCGUGGCCUGGCACUGCGAGCUGUGGACCGGGAUGUGCGUGAGGGUGCAGACAUGCUGAUGGUGAAGCCUGGGAUGCCCUACCUGGACCUCGUGCGGGACGUCAAGGAGCGGCACCCCACGCACCCACUGGCCGUGUACCACGUCUCGGGCGAGUUCGCCAUGCUGUGGCACGGGGCACAGGCGGGCGCCUUCAGCCUGAGGGCCGCGGUCAUGGAGGCCAUGGCCGCCUUUCGGCGUGCAGGGGCCGACACCAUCAUCACGUACUUCGCGCCGCAGCUGCUGCGCUGGCUGAGGGAGGAGGCGGCGGUGGGGCGGGCCUGAGCCGGCAGGCGGGCCCAGAAGCGCCGGGGGCCGGAACCGGAAGCGCCUGUGCCGGAAGCGGAAGCGCAGGGGUGGAGCGGCGCUCCUCGGCCCGGCCCCGCGGCGCCGGCCUGGGGCACAGUGUGGGCAGCAGCGCGGCCGGGGCAGAGCGGGGCGGUGUCUCCCCGUCCUGCCCCAGAGCGGGGCUGAUGCCCCCAAGCGCCGGUGAAGCCGGGACUAACGUGGCCCUCCGAUGCGUCAGGCUCUCGCCCCCGUGCGUGCUGUAGGUUCCCUUUAGUCCUAACUUUGACCAAA
Messenger RNA from Numida meleagris (helmeted guineafowl), 1519 nucleotides. It is a transcript of the gene ALAD, whose product is annotated as aminolevulinate dehydratase. Bases 104 to 1225 code for a protein of 373 amino acids. Gene Ontology annotation, molecular function: zinc ion binding; porphobilinogen synthase activity. Lineage: Eukaryota; Metazoa; Chordata; Aves; Galliformes; Numididae. The transcript has 12 exons. The record is from RefSeq and is a predicted model, not a curated record. Gene Ontology annotation, biological process: heme biosynthetic process. Gene Ontology annotation, cellular component: cytosol.